Molecule: messenger RNA, 7342 nt
Organism: Pocillopora meandrina
Lineage: Eukaryota; Metazoa; Cnidaria; Anthozoa; Scleractinia; Pocilloporidae
Source: the annotation of a GenBank genome assembly
UUUCAGCAAGGUAACAAAGAAUACAGACAAGGAGAUUUUCAUAGAGCGCUACAACUGUACACUGAAGGACUUCAACUAAACUGCAAAGAUAAUCGGCUGACAGCCAGACUCUACAAUAACAGGGCAGCAGCUCAUUUCCGUUUAAGUAUGGAAUUUCAACGUUCAAUUAUUUAUAGUUUACUUAAAAGUUCAUCUUCAAAAAGAGUCAUGUGCUCCCUUUUUACGCUAAUUUUUCUGAUCGUUUAUCUAUCACUCCGAAUGACUUAAAGGACUUCCAGUAAUAUAACGGCUACUCAAGAUAAAGACUCCAAAUCUUGUGACCUAUAAUAAACCGAAAUCCCCGAGAAGAGCUUUAUAUCAGUCACGACCCUCUUUAAUUUCACGUCGAGCGUUCAAGUUCAAGUUUUAGGUCCUAAUGGUAAAAAAGGGGAAAAUUAAUAAACCAAUCCCGUUAUCACCUGCACUUCCCAUAUGUAUUCUCCCCACCAAAUCCUCCCUCCUCCCCCAACCGCGUUAUCGAAGGUUAUAUGAGGGGGCCCAAGUCUUUUUAAGGUGAAAGAAAACCCGGAAUUAGUUGUAAAGAGGCCUGUUGAAAGCGAAUCUGUUACUCUUUUUGCAAUUCUAUCGAAUGCAAAUGACCGGUUAGCUCUAAAUCCCUCUUUUAGAAAACUUUGAAAACAGCCUAGAUGAUGCCACAGUUGCUGUACAAUUGGAGCCAACUUUCAUCAAAGCCUUGGAGAAAGGUGAGUUUAAUUUUAGUCGCCUUUCAGUGGCGAUAGCUCCCUGGCUACGUACGUUGAAGUAGAUGUUUCUGGUUCAAAUCUACGCGGUCACGCACCAUAAAUCUUCAUUUGUGAAUUGAAAAUGCCAAUAUUUUGGCUUCUUAAAGAAGGCACUUAGCUAUUUAUCACUAAUCCUUAUUUUUAUAGGAGCUGAAGCUUGUGUGCAGCUUAAGUUGUAUGAUGAAGCAAAGAUCUGGUGUCAUAAAGGAUUGGCCGUAUCCUUUGAAAAAUACAUUCGUUUCUAAGACGUAAAAAAACUCCAGUGAUUACCACUUUAAGCUAACUAAGAAAAUCUAGUGCAAAUUUAAGACGUCCAAUGAUUUUCAAAUUUUUCAAUUUUGAUUUAAAAGCUGAAUUUUCGGUGGUCUCUAGCUGUCAGUUUCAGUCACUUUUCCCGGUGAAAUAUGAGUAUGAUUUAUGUUAAUGCCAUUAAAACCAGUUCUUACACCAUUUCCUGCUAACAACGCAAACGAUAUAACCCGAAAUAACUAACGACAAAUAGUAAAAGACUUUCCCAAGAUGAUAUAUUACUAUAGAAUGGAUAUGAUCGUACCAUGCGGCUAUUAAUGAUGCCAAACACUGACAGCUGUUAAUGUCUUUUCCAAAAGGCAACGCGACGAAAGGCACUGCUUGUCGCCGUUGAGAAUCUGACAUGUGAAAGAAAAUUCUAUCUUAUCAGCAGCCUCGCUAAGAUUCAUGUUUGUCCAGUUUUUCACACGUUAAUGAUUCGAACUUGUUAUUCAAACAAAUUGCCCUGCGGACGUUUCAAAUUCCCCAGUAUUUUACAAAUGUACACGAGGAAGAGGCAGUCAGCGUUCCGAGCUCAUUAUUAUCAUUAUUAUCUGUCCUUCCCCCUCUCUCUCUCUCCUAAUGGAAUCAAGACUCUCCCUCUGGUGACCAGUAAUUGUAAUGCGUUGUAUUAAAUUGCAUCUUGCUCACUUUCAUUGUUUUGAAAUCUUUUAGUUCCUCGAGAACAUAGCUAUUUCGGGGGCGUUUCCAAUAUCAUCUUAUCUGCCCUCUUAACUCGGCACCAGGUCUCGGAAAGAGACAGCGAGCAAGUUAACUAUUCAGUCACUGUAUCCUCCCCCAUUUUGAGAUAAAAACGAUGCUGCUGAAUAAAUAAUGAUAUCAAUUACAAAUGAAAUGUAUAAAUCCAACUGUUUCAAAAGGUCAUCACACUCAGUGAAAAACCAAGUGAGCUUGAAGGAAAAAUGCUGUUGCUCAGCUCUUUAAUUUCUUGAUCUUCUGUCGUUCCUGGUCUCUUAUCCCGUCUACAUUAAAAGGUUCCCUUUGGAUCGUGCACACGCGUUACACUGGGUAACGUAGUAAUUAGGAUCUUUUAAUCUCCUUGUCAUCAUGAUUCUUGUGUUUUCACAGUUUUAUCGCAAUAUCUUAUGAUUUGUUCAGGAAUGUUAUCCAAAACCAAAGCCUCCUCAGCUGUUUUCCUUCCUUUCUUAAACGGCUUGGUCCAACCCUCAUCAACAUUCAUUUCCUUUUUGUCUGGCUAUUACGGUUGUAUCUAAUCGUCUUUCUUAGUCUGUGUGACGAUAAAAGCCCUGAUCCACUCGAUUUCCUUCAUAGCUCGUUAUUGGUGGUCCCUUAAUUGCUCUUAAAUUGAAAAGACUUUGAAACUUCUUGUCAGUCAUGAUUGCCCUUUUCCUUGUGUCCCACCGAAACAUAACAUAAUCCUUCAUUAUUCAACCUUGUUGAUUACAUUCUUUUUUACUCAGUAGUCUUUGGAACGCUGCUCUUUUACGAACGUUGUUUUUUUUCUUGAAGUGAAUGGAUACGGUUUCACUUCGUAAAAAUUAAUGUAAAUGAGCAUGGAGUAACAAGUAAGGAACCGAUAUUUUAGGCAAGGCGAACAAUUAGAAAUGAAAAAAGGGGGUAAGUUUCCAAAGAAACUGUGGUGCUGCGUCGGUGGGAGAGUAUAGCAGGUAAUUUAGUGUUAACAACUGAGUUGGAAACGUAAAUUAGCCACCGUAAAGAGUUAAAAGGCUGAACAAUUAAAAAAUCUGACAAGUGUGCGACUUAAUCGAAUUACUGUGUGAACUGCAAAGCAAAGUUAUCAAGAUUGACAAUUUUGUAAGAAAGGUGCUUUCGUCGAGUUCUCGAAAGCCGAAAAGGCACUCUGCAGGUAGAAGUCUUGCAGUGUCUAAUAGACUUUCUCCUAAAAACUGGAUGAAACACCCUCCCUAAGCAUUCCACCUUUCCUCUCAGCAGUGUCAUUUGACUUAACGCAUUGAAGAUGGACGAUAAUAGUAAAAGGUUGCGUCAUCUAUUAAACAAGUGUGGUAGUGAGACAAUCGCAUCCGGCGAGAUAAAGCCACAGCAAGUAAAGGUAAAUCUGACCACCAUUACCUGAAUUUUUCUUUAAAUAGAACUGAUUAGGCAACCAGAAACUCUAAAGAGGUUAAAACGUGCAUCUCGAGUUUACAGGUCUUGGUCGAGGGGCCAGUAACGAAAAUCACGAAAUUAUAUCGCUUAAUCGUUACGACCGCAGGGGCCAAUAUUUUUCCAGUACUCACUCAAAUAAAAUCAUCAAAACGAAGUUAGCCAAAUCCCGAAGUCUUCUAAAAUAUACGUACGUUCUAAAGAUUAUAAAUCGAAAAAUUCUUAUGGCUAGAACAAAAGCCUACCUCUCUGUCUCUGUAUUUUCUUUGGAGUCUAGUCACUUUCACAAACUUAAGAACCUCGUUGAAAAUCCACAUCCAGGAAGGAAUUCAGAGGAAUUCUGUGCGAGUGGUUCUCAUGGCCCAAUUACAGAGGUGUAAUAGGGAAAAUACUUAUUUCUGGCCUUUUUUAAAGACCUCGUUCGAACCUAAAACCUAGGGACUAAAUAAGUGCGUAAUAAAACUUAGCGACACAUUUCCAAACCAUAAGGGAAACUCAAACCAGGAAAGGAGAUGAAUUUUAUUCGUUUGUUUGAUCGCGACAUUUCUACUGCAAUACUGCUAGUCUUCAUUAGGCAGUGAGGUCGCUUGUUUACGUGUCGCUAUUUGUAGCGCGUUGCUUCGUUGCUAUUGGUGCAUUUCGAUCCUCAUUAUUAUUCCGGUUGUUAGAUGGUGUUCCCCCAUAGGUCCUCAUAAAUCGGCUGUUGUGGAGUCUGAUCGUCGAAUAGACACUUAACAAUACCACUCUGCACUGACUGAGGUUGGUGGGUGAAUCCCUCCACUGGUACACACGUAGGGUUAAAGAGGCUAUCCAUAUAAGAUUUCAUCUAAACAACAUCAGUGGAGAUAGUGGAAUCAAAAUUCACGAAGCUUGGAUACUCACGAUCAAACAACACAAUAGCCGAUCAAAGAGGACCUAUGAGGGAACAUCAUCUAACAACCGGAAUACUAAUGAGGAUCGAAAUGCACCAAUAGCAGCCGACUAACGUGCUACAAAUGGCUUAAGGGGUAAGUUGGCCACCGUAUAGAGUUAAAAGGCAGACGUUCAGAGCGUCAGAGCAAUGAAGAAUAGCAGCAUUGCAGUGGAAUCGUCGCGAUCAACAUCCAAAGUGACUUUAUCGUGAAACAAAGGAAUUAAUUUCAUCUUUUAUCUUACACCACGAUGAACAGAAAACUUAUUUUAUUACAUCAAACCAGGAAGUAGAAAUUGCCAAAAAUCUGGGAGACAAGACUGGAGAAGGAAGGAGUUAUGGCAACCUUGGCAAUGCUUAUCUUGGUCUAGGACAGUUCAAAACAGCCAUCGACUACCAUAAACGUCUUCUAGAAAUUGCCAAAGAAGUGGGAGACAAGGCUGGAGAAGGAAGGAGUUAUGGCAACCUUGGCAGUGAUUAUCAUUGUCUAGGACAGUUCAAAACAGCCAUCGACUACCAUAAACAACAUCUAGAAAUUGCCAAAGAAGUGGGAGACAAGGCUGGAGAAGGAGCGAGUUAUGGCAAUCUUGGCAAUGCUUAUUGUAGGCUAGGACAGUUCAAAACAGCCAUCGACUACCAUAAACAACAUCUAGAAAUUGCCAAAGAGGUGGGAGACAAGGCUGGAGAAGGAGGGAGUUAUAACAACCUUGGCAAUGCUUAUCUUGGUCUAGGACAGUUCAAAACAGCCAUCGACUACCAUAUACAACAUCUAGAAAUUGCCAGAGAAGUGGGAGACAAGGCUGGAGAAGGAAGGAGUUAUGGCAACCUUGGCAAUGCUUAUCUUGGUCUAGGACAGUUCAAAACAGCCAUCGACUACCAUAAACAACAUCUAGAAAUUGCCAAAGAGGUGGGAGACAAGGCUGGAGAAGGAGGGAGUUAUAACAACCUUGGCAAUGCUUAUCUUGGUCUAGGACAGUUCAAAACAGCCAUCGACUACCAUAUACAACAUCUAGAAAUUGCCAAAGAAGUGGGAGACAAGGCUGGAGAAGGAGCGAGUUAUGGCAACCUUGGCAAUCCUUAUCGUAGUCUAGGACAGUUCAAAACAGCCAUCGACUACCAUAAACAACAUCUAGAAAUUGCCAAAGAGGUGGGAGACAAGGCUGGAGAAGGAAGGAGUUAUGGCAACCUUGGCAGUGAUUAUCAUUGUCUAGGACAGUUCAAAACAGCCAUCGACUACCAUAAACAACAUCUAGAAAUUGCCAAAGAAGUGGGAGACAAGGCUGGAGAAGGAAGGAGUUAUGGCAAUCUUGGCAAUGCUUAUCUUGGUCUAGGACAGUUCAAAACAGCCAUCGACUACCAUAAACAACAUCUAGAAAUUGCCAAAGAGGUGGGAGACAAGGCUGGAGAAGGAAUGAGUUAUGGCAACCUUGGCAGUGCUUAUCUUGGUCUAGGACAGUUCAAAACAGCCAUCGACUACUAUAAACAAGAUCUAGAAAUUGCCAAAGAAGUGGGAGACAAGGCUGGAGAAGGAGCGAGUUAUGGCAACCUUGGCAGUGCUUAUGGUAGUCUAGGACAGUUCAAAACAGCCAUCGACUACCAUAAACAACAUCUAGAAAUUGUUAAAGAAGUGGGAGACAAGGCUGGAGAAGGAAGGAGUUAUGGCAACCUUGGCAGUGAUUAUCAUUGUCUAGGACAGUUCAAAACAGCCAUCGACUACCAUAAACAAGAUCUAGAAAUUGUUAAAGAAGUGGGAGACAAGAAUGGGAUUGCCCAGGCCCUUUGUAGUCUUGCUACAAAUUUUGAAAGGCAGGAAUGUCUCCAAACCGCCCUCGACUAUUAUAUUUCUAGUAGAGAGAUUUUUAAUAACGUUCGGGCUAGUUUUCUGUUGCACGAUAACUGGAAGAUUUCGUAUCGAAAUGUUUGCAAAACAGCAUACAAUGGUGUUUGGCGCGUACUUUUACUGAAGGGUGAACACGUUAAAGCUCUUCUCGCUGCCGAGGAGGGACGUGCACAAGCUUUAAGAGAUAUCGUGGAUUUAAAGUAUAGCUUUCGACAAACCCUCACGUGGUCGAACUCUAGGAAAUGCUCUGAUUGUCUUUCAUUACGAAACGUUUCAUCAGAUGUAGUUUUCCUAGCAAUUACUGGACCUUACAUUGCUUUGUGGACUAUUCGGAACGGGGACGUCGUUCAAUCGAGAAUAAAGCAUGUGAACAACUUUCUUUACCAACGUGAAUUAGAAGUUUACAUUACCUCUUUGAAUAAGGCUGCUUCCUUGCAAGUUAGUGCAAGGGCUGCUGUUGAAUGGCAAAAAAGUUCAACUCAAGUGGGCCGAGAUGAAAAAGGAACGAGCGAUGGUUCUCCGCGAAACGCGACGACUAAUGCCCUGCGGAAGCUUUAUGAUAUCAUAGUUGCUCCUAUCGCAGAUCUGAUUGAUGGAGAUGAGCUUGUAUUUGUUCCUGAAGGUCCACUGUGCUUGGUGCCCUAUGCAGCAUUGGUGGAUUCGAAUUCAAGGUAUCUGUGCGAAUCUUUCAGGAUUCGAGUAAUUCCAUCCCUAACCAUUUUAAAAUCAAUCUCAGACUGCCCGACAGAAUUGCACAAUAAAACCGGUGCACUGCUCGUGGGUGAUCCAUGUUACAAGCAAGUCCUUUAUCAGGGUGAUUUGUUGAAUCAGCUGCCGGGUGCAAGGAAAGAGGUGAAGAUGAUUGGAGGAAUCCUCGGUAUUGCUCCUCUCGUUGGAGGGGAGGCGACAAAGGAAGAGGUAUUUAGACGAAUUUCCUCAGUUGCGUUGGUUCACAUUGCAGCGCAUGGUAAAAAAGAAACAGGAGAGAUUCUCUUGGCACCAAACACAAGUAGGACAACCUGUCAAGCUGAAGAGGAAGACUAUCUACUGACAAUGAGAGACGUGUUACGAGCCGAGCUGCGAGCGAAACUGGUCGUGCUAAGUUGCUGUCACAGCGCUUGCGGUGAGGUUAUGGCCGAAGGUGUGGUUGGCAUUGCGCGAGCGUUCUUAGGUGCCGGUGCUCGAUCGGUUCUGGUAUCCCUGUGGGCCAUUGAUGACGAUGGUACUCAGGAGUUCAUGAAACAUUUCUACGGAGCGCUGGAAGAAGGCAAGGGUACUAGUGAAGCUGUCAAUCAAGCCAUGAAGUGCAUGAGAGAGUCUGAAACGUUCAGCAAAGGGUAUUACUGGGCGCCAUUUGUACUCAUUGGGGACGACGUGAAACUGGAAUUAACGGAAAUUAAAAGGUAUCCAUCGUAA